Oncorhynchus mykiss (rainbow trout) is the source of this 2391-nucleotide messenger RNA. Its product is annotated as glucose-6-phosphatase catalytic subunit 1. Gene Ontology annotation, biological process: gluconeogenesis; glucose 6-phosphate metabolic process. Lineage: Eukaryota; Metazoa; Chordata; Actinopteri; Salmoniformes; Salmonidae. The record is from RefSeq and is a predicted model, not a curated record. Gene Ontology annotation, molecular function: glucose-6-phosphatase activity. Gene Ontology annotation, cellular component: membrane.
GCGGUGACAGGCGUGCACUGGACAGACAAGCAGCACACACUACAAGGGCUGCACAGAGACCUCACACCACUACCUCUUAACUUUAUCAGACAAUACACACAGAACUAUGGUACUGCCAGCGGGCAACUCAGCAGACACCUCUGCUCUUCUGACAUAAGAUAUCAGACAAGGCAGCAGCUAUAGAUCAGUUGUCGAAGACUGUACUUAACGUUAGUGUGACUGUCAGAUACAGUGAACUAGAGAGCAGCCAUGGACACCGUCCACGCCUAUGGGGUUAGCACCACACGAUACCUCCAGACUCACUACAGGGACACUCAGAGCUGGUUCCUGUUUGUUUCCAUGGCAGCUGACCUGCGGAACACCUUCUUUGUCUUCUUCCCUGUGUGUUUCCACCUGCGGGAAUCAGUGGGGGUCAAGCUGGUCUGGGUGGCUGUGGUGGGAGACUGGCUCAACCUUAUCUUCAAAUGGAUCCUGUUUGGCGAGCGUCCCUAUUGGUGGGUUCAAGAGACUCCUUACUAUGCCAACUCAUCAGCGCCACAAAUUGAGCAGUUCCCUAUGACCUGUGAGACUAGUCCAGGAAGUCCGUCGGGUCAUGCCAUGAGUGCUGCAGGGGUUUACUACGCUAUUAUCUCAUCACUCCUCGCCAUCCUCCUCAAGGAACAUGGGGGUCACAUCAAGAACUGGUGUGUCCGCGGGACCCUGUGGGCUGUCUUCUGGUGUGUGCAGGUGUGUGUCUGCCUCUCCAGGGUUUUCAUUGCUGCCCACUUCCCUCACCAGGUUGUCGCUGGGGUCGUCACAGGCAUCCUAGUGGCGGAGAUCUUUGACCAGAUCCAGUGGAUCUACAGGGCUAGCCUGAGGUGCUACGUCUACACCACCCUCUCCCUGCUCUCCUUCGCUGUGGGCUUUUACCUGGUCCUCAGGGGCCUGGGGGUGGACCUGCUCUGGACCCUGGACAAGGCCCAGCGCUGGUGCCAGCGGCCCCAAUGGGUCCACAUAGACACUACACCCUUCGCCAGCCUCCUGCGCAACACCGGCACUCUGUUAGGCCUGGGCUUGGGCUUGCACUCGCCCCUCUACGCCGAGGCCCGGAGAGUUGGCGGUGGCGCCACCUACAGGCUGGCAUGUGUGGGCGCCACACUGCUGCUGCUCCACCUACUGGACUCAUUCAGGCCACCAGCCCACACCAGGGCUCUGUUCUACCUGCUGUCCUUCUGUAAGAGUGCCACUGUGCCCCUGGCCACUGUGGGCAUAGUGCCCUACUGCGUGGCCGGGGCAGCGGGACAGAACGGAAAGAAACACCAGUUUUGAACUAAUUCAAACUUAUUGUAAUUCUGUGAAAAAUGCCAUGAUGGGACAGACAGAGGCGGACUGUCAUAGGAGAGGCAGGAAAGUUCACCCCAGUUGAAAGGGCUUGAAGGUCGGUCAAUAGACACUUGUUGCUGCAUGAGGUGGAUGUUUUAUAUUAGAUUUCUUAUUUUAUUUUUUGUCACAUGCACAGAUGUAGUUGCAGUGUACAGUGAAAUUCUUAAGCUCCGAGCUCCAGCAGUGCAGGUGUGAAUGAAACAAUAAAAAAAUAUUAUUAUUAUUAUUAUUAUUAUUAUGUAUACAUGUUUACAACAUGACAAUGGUAAAUAUAAAUGUUCAUUGGGUGAGGGCAGGGUAAUUGUCCGUUGGGGGGGAUAAAAUGUCCAUUGAGAGAUCAGCUGUCGUUUUUCAAUGGAGAAGGGCUGGUGCAGUGCAGUGGUCAUGGACAGGGCUUGCCCUGAGAAAUUAGACAGCAUAAUAAAUCCGUUAUUAGCUCACUACUUGGUUUUCUUUUCAUAUGAUAUGAGAGAAUAUUAUUUUAAAAUUAAAUAUAUAUAUAUUUUUUAUUGUGUACAAUCCACAUGAAUCAUGCUCUAUGAAACAGACACUUUUCCUGUAAAUGCCCUGUGAUUUAUAAUACCCAAUGGCACAUUUUAUUUGACAAUCAAAUAGCAUAAUUAAUAAUCACUUACUGUAGAUAGACCACAGUUCAUUUAUUUGUUAUCGCUCUCAGCCAGAAAAGCCUGUGGAGGAUUCCGUCUUUAGAUUGUAAAAUCAAGAAGCACUCCCAAUCGGUUUGUUGUCUUCAUGAAAUAUUGUUAUAGGGAGAGAAGGAGGGUGAGCAUAGAAUUACAUAUAUACUGAACAAAAAUAUAAACGCAACAAAGUGUUGGUCCCAUGUUUCAUGAGCUGAAACCAAAGAUCCCAGAAAUGUUCCAUACGGACAAAAAGCAGAUUUCGCUCAAAUGUUACGCACAAAUUGGUUUUACAUCCCUGUCAUUGAGCAUUUCUCCUUUGCCAAGAUAAUACAUUCACCUGACAACUGUGGCAUAUCAAGAAGCUGAUUAAACAGCAUGAUCAUUACAC